Molecule: messenger RNA, 656 nt
Organism: Mauremys reevesii (Reeves's turtle)
Lineage: Eukaryota; Metazoa; Chordata; Testudines; Geoemydidae
Gene: ENY2
Product: ENY2 transcription and export complex 2 subunit
Exons: 5
Coding region: 183-473 (96 amino acids)
Biological process (GO): regulation of transcription by RNA polymerase II; positive regulation of DNA-templated transcription; poly(A)+ mRNA export from nucleus
Cellular component (GO): SAGA complex; nuclear pore; DUBm complex
Molecular function (GO): chromatin binding; transcription coactivator activity
Source: RefSeq, a predicted model, not a curated record
AGUUUUUAAAUUGAGCAAGGGACGACGUCUUCCCGGACUCCAUUUCCCAAGGGCCCCCGCGCGAAGGGGAGGGCAGGAGCUUGGCAGGGCUGUGUUCUCCCUGGGAGACGGCGUCGCCUUCUCCUCCCACAGAGCUGGGCGCGCCGCCGCGGGGAUUUGCUGUGGAAAUCUAGGUUUUCAACAUGAAUAAAGAUGCACAGAUGAGAGCAACUAUUAACCAAAAACUAAUAGAAACAGGAGAGCGAGAACGCCUUAAAGAGCUGCUGAGAGCCAAAUUAAUUGAAUGUGGCUGGAAGGAUCAGUUGAAGGCACACUGUAAAGAUGUAAUCAAAGAAAAGGGGUUAGAGCAUGUUACUGUUGAUGACUUGGUGGCAGAAAUCACUCCCAAAGGUAGAGCCUUGGUACCGGACAGUGUAAAGAAAGAACUCCUACAAAGAAUAAGAACCUUCCUUGCCCAGCAUGCCAGUCUUUAAGAUUGUCAUUAAUUCUGAGUACCGUAUCUUUGUGUUUCUGUAUUAUGUAAGUCAUGCCAGAAAUUGGAAUACAUUUUUCAUGUUUUAGAAUUUAAGUUCAUUUUUGUAUGAUUAGUUACAAGUUUUUCAUUACGCUGCAUUAAUUUCUUAAACUUGCUGUUUUAAUUAAAAAAAAAAACUUUU